AUGGUCAUUCAAAAAGCAAGUCUAAACCACGGUCAUCGGAGGAUUCGGGAGCACAAAGCUCCACCGAACGGAAUGGGCCUCGUUCAGUUGCAUCGCAAAAACGCUCGAAUGCACGUCCGAAUUCUGCGGGUGAAUCCGGGACUAACCCGAAAAGUAGUGCACCUGGUUCAGCAUCACAAAACAAUCCGGUUCGAACCAGUCUAUCUCCAUCCCACACCGCACCCAAUUCUCGGACAGAAGGCUGAACGUCAGAAUCGUGUUCGCGAAGUUUCCGUUAGACAUCCAGAUUUCCCCGAAACUCUGAUUCACGGAGUGCUUUUCCGUGCGAGCUAUUUGGGCAGCACACAGUUGUUGUCCCAGAAGCAACCCACACGAAAUUCUCGCAUGUACCAGGCACAGGAGGCAGUCAAUCGGGUCAAGGCCCCAGAUGGUGAGAAUCAACCCAGUGUGGCUGUCGCUCUGUUCGUUUCGACUGAGCGCAUCAUGCUACUAAAUAGUAAUUUGCAAGUACGUGGUGUACUCAAAUGA
Messenger RNA from Echinostoma caproni, 528 nucleotides. The record is from the annotation of a GenBank genome assembly. NCBI's taxonomy places the organism in Eukaryota, Metazoa, Platyhelminthes, Trematoda, Plagiorchiida, Echinostomatidae.